Ooceraea biroi (clonal raider ant) is the source of this 6142-nucleotide messenger RNA. RefSeq names its product stranded at second (gene sas). NCBI's taxonomy places the organism in Eukaryota, Metazoa, Arthropoda, Insecta, Hymenoptera, Formicidae. The record is from RefSeq and is a predicted model, not a curated record. Gene Ontology annotation, biological process: cell adhesion; positive regulation of cell differentiation. Gene Ontology annotation, molecular function: integrin binding.
UGUGUGCACGUUCGUGUAGAAGAAUGCGGUAGGAUGCGUAUCCAGGAAAGAUGCUUCCUGCUGGGACUCUGCCUCCUAGGCGGGGUCGCCUUCUCCUCGGCGGUCGCCGACACCGAGACGCGGAUCACCACAAUACCCGAUACCAAUUCCAAAGAUAUUCCAGAGGUACAGCCUCUUCAAACGGAAUGGCAAAAUGAUACGACAGAGUCGAAAACUGCGUAUCCAACAAAGGAAGCUGACGUCAAGAUCAUGACCGAAGCGAAAAAGAAGCUUGCGAUGGACUUCAAAGCCAAAAGUGAUCAAAAAUACCAGAAACCCAUUGUCAAGGAUGAUGAUUCGAAGAAGCCUGUAGAUUCUGACACCAUGGUGACGUCAUCCAUUUUGCCUACGACGACUUCGAAGGCCGAUCAGCCUCCAACGACCAACUCCAUGAAUGUUACCAGCGUGACGAUACCGUUUCUUCUUCACGGAGAACCGAUAAUCGCUGUGACAAGAACAACGCCGACGAGCAACGCAGCUAUCGAGAGUACAACGAAUAAGACAGAAGAAGCCCAAGUGACGGAGGAAACAAUGUCAUCGAGAGGUAGGGCCUUAAACAUUUCCGCUCCAGAGCCAACGAACUCAUUGCACGCUAAUAUCACGGAUCUUAGUGAUGUCAGCAUGGACGAAGAUGAUAAAGAAGUCGAAGGCGGGGAAUACAUCGCAUCUCACAAUGAAACUGCCAUAAACAUCUCCUCGACGUUGCUCCCAAAAGUGUCGGUGUGUAUCCAUGAAAAUCGUACUUACUCUAUGGGUGAGAAAAUCGUCCGAAAUUGCGAGGAGAAAUGCGUAUGCUCCGAAAAUGGGAUCACGGAUUGUCAACCGUUGUGCGUUUCUCCUUACGUCAGAGCGAGCAGAGAAAUCGAAGAUCCUUUGUGCCAGCGAAAAUUGAUCCCCGAUGAGCCAUGCUGCGCUCUUGUUCUCUGUGCCGAUUCAGAUACAGCUACUGAGCCGGACGAGACGUGCGUGCUUGGCAAUAAGACGGUCACCAGAGGCCAACGUAUCGAAGACGGUUGCUCUAGAGUAUGUAUUUGCGAAGCCGGCGGUCAUCUAAAGUGCCAGGCCAGAUGCCCGCCGAAUGAGACCGUUUCCAUAAACAAUCAGCAUGAUCGUUGCGUAGCGCUACCUGAUCCCAGAGACUCCUGUUGCACCAUUACACUUUGUGACGUCACCUUGGGCGAUCACGAAAUCAAACCGGAGAAUGCCGCCGAUCUCAGUGUACAUCUGAUGGACGUAAAGGUGUUGAACUCGACGGCGAUCAAACUGAAAAUGUCUGCGAAGAAUCCGCAGGAUGUCACUAUAGAAAUCUCGCAAAACAAUCACGUAUGGAGGCAACAAAAACCUAAUAAAGAUGGUAUAAUUUCGAGUUUGGAGCCUGCGCACACGUAUUACAUUCGCAUAGCGGAAGCAGGCCGCACUGGACCGGCCAUCCAGGUGUUCCUACCCGCUGAAGUGGUGAAGACGAACGUUUCCGAGAAAACAUCCGACAAGAAUUCGUGCACUUACAGGGGGAAGUCGUAUAAGGUUGGCGCGGAAUGGUAUGACGAAUGCAUCUUCUUCUGUACUUGCGUGGAAGGUGGCAAAGUCGAAUGUGCCACGAUAGAGUGCCCCACAGAUUUCGGGCUGGAUCUGUUGGAUCCCCACUGCAUUGAUUGGGAGACAGUUCCGCCGAACUUUGAACCAGUAGCGCCGCAGUGCUGUCCUCAGGAGGUACGCUGCAGAAACAAUGGUUCCUGCUUCUAUGAGGGCGUCAUGUACGAUAACUGGAGUGAGUUGCCCAUGAACGUCACUGGCUGCGAAAAACUUUGCUAUUGCGAGAUGGGCAACGUGUCCUGCCAGGCUGCUUGCAAACCUGUACCAGCCCUGCCACCGGCCACUUUACCGUGCUCUGCUCAUCAAGCGACUUUGACUCAUUUACCUGCCAAUCCAUGCUGCUUGCAAUGGACCUGCAGCCAUCCGCUGUCAGGAAUGAACGUGACGACCGCGUACCCUGGCCCCGUAGCCACAGAUCCAUUCGAUCAGCAAACGAUUGACAAUAUCAAAAGACCGAAUAACAAGUCGGAAACCCAGCUCGAGCCCAGCCAGGAACCGGAGCAUGGCACUUCCGUCUUGUCAGAAGACCCGAAAACCUAUAAAACUCAGACAGACAUUACCACUCACAGACUCCCUCACUAUCCAAUGGAUCCAGGGCAUCCCACGGUGCCCUAUAACGGACCCUACAGUCCCGAUUACGUAUCCACCCAUCCCACUGUCGAAGACAUCUUUCACUUGUCCCCUCACUCCGAAAAACCGACGUCAACUCCGAAGGAAAAGUCCAAGUCGAAGACAGACUCGAAAAAGCCCGUAGAACCGGUAAAGCCUCAUAAGGAGAUCGAUCAGUAUUUUCCCGGUCCAUUGGCACCUAAUAGGUUCCCCAAUAAAACUACUUCGAUGCCGUACGCUGUCAACGAGAAUCAACAUCUUCCAGGUCCAAUAAAUCCGAAUAAAUUUGUCCCUCAGCAAAAGGUUCAUCCGAUUGAUCAUCCUCAAUUCGUUCCGUUAAAUCCUCAUAUAGAUGCAUCAGGUCCAGGUUUCUCUUUCGCACCUAACAACAGAGAAAGCAUUGCUCCUCCGUUAGGUUUCAAUACCCAAGCAGGUAGCCCUGCGAGUGGACAGGUUUAUCAGGGUCCAGUUCCUCUCAGACCCGAUGCGAUCGACCCGAACAUCAUCAUUCCUGUGACACCAAAAAAGAAGAUCACAUCAGGCGACACUUUCGUCGAUCCGGAAAAAUCAAAACCGACCCCGACAUUGUCAGGUCGACCGAAACAAGGUCAGAGAAAUCCCAAUCAGGAGAUCUUGUCAGAUCAGCUGUACCAUCUAAUAAAUUUGCAGCACCCUGGCCUGAUUCAGAUCGAUCAUGUUCCUCCUCAAGAUCCGGGCUUGUAUGAUCUUCACCAACAGAUCUUCGGUCAAAAGCAGCCUCCCAAUAAUCGUGCACAACCUGGCUAUUUCGACACGCCGCCUUCUGCUCCGAAAAAACCAAUAAAACCACCGAAGAAUGAACAUGAACAGAUCAUUUAUCACGCUCACACACCUGACGUUCCAAAUUCACCACAACAGAUUAAAGAACUGUUAGCGCACAUCAGCCAGCACGACUCCAACCCUGGACCCUUCCAGCGCUAUCCCGAACAACCGGCCAUAUCCCAUAAUUUACCAAACAACCCAUUGUCUACUUUGCCGGUUCACAUAGACGCUCAAAUACCACAGUCAGGACUUACGCACUUGAAUCACCCGUUCGCAGCACAAACGCCCAACCAAUCAGGUUUGGAUCAUAAUGUACCUCCAGGCUUUCCAUUGCCUGGAACUAUACCUGGAUUUCCAGCUGUACCUUCUUCCGAGGAAAUCACAGUACGCGUACUGCAGGCAUUGGAUGCAAAUAGAGUUCGGGUGGUGUUCGUUGUACCACAAGUCCUGGUAGGGCUACAUGGAAGAGUAGAACUACGAUACACCAGCGAUAAAACAAAUGCCGAUCCAUCCACGUGGAAGGUACAAGUCUUUGCUCCCCCCAACGAUCUGAUCGCGACUCCUCAACUUGAGUUUGAGUUGGGUGAUUUGAAACCGAUGACCGAGUACAGAGUGAAAGUUACAGUGAAACUAAAGGACUUGGCCAAUAGUCCAACCAGUAAGAUUUACAGUAUACGUACGUUAAAGCAAUAUGCGGAGGUGACCACUCUGCCCCCGCAAAUACCAAUCGACGCUGAGCUCAGAAUAGUGGAGACGAAUUCAACCUGGAUCAACGUUAUGUGGAAAAAAUUCACGGAAUACGAGUUACAGUUUAUAGACGGUGUCCAAUUGAGAUACAAGGAAGACGAUAGUAAAGUCUACGCCGCGACACCACUGAUCCAUCGUGCUGUAACGAAUUACGUAAUUGAAAACCUGAAACCAUCAACCACGUAUGAAGUCGGUAUCUACCUUAUACCGUUCUCAGGACAAUUAACGGAAUUAAUUAGCGAAAAAACGAUUCAAGUAGCCACAUCGAUGGAACCAGAUCCUUACUCGUUCGAUGUAAAGGUUGAAAUUAAAAUGAUCAAGUCGACAGACGUAGAAGUGUCAUGGAGUGGCGUACCUUAUCCAGAGGACAAAUACGUUAACAUUUAUCGAGCAAUUUAUCAAAGCGACACUGGCAAGGAAGACACUAGCACUUUCAAAAUUGCCAAGAGAGACUCUUAUGCCAAGACUGUGAUCAGUGAUCUUAAACCCGGCACUAGAUAUCGACUGUGGCUUGAAAUAUAUUUGACGAAUGGCAGAAUAAAGAAAAGUAACGUGCAAGAUUUCGUCACCAAGCCGGGUGUUCUCUUACCAGCAACCGUGUCUCAACAAGCUGGAAAACUCGCAUCAUUCCCUCUUCACGAAGGAGAUUAUUACGGCCCUCUUGUAAUAGUGGCUAUCGUGGCUUCUCUGGCAAUACUAUCAACUUUGAUUUUGCUAAUGAUGCUGAUGAAAAGACGCACGAGUAGCAAGGCCGAUAUAUCGCCUCGCAAAACAACGUCUGCGUACGACAACCCUUCCUACAAGACUUGUGAAGACGCCGUCACGAUAUCUAAUGGAAGGAACAAAACUACCGCGGACCAUGAGAUGGCCACCAUCAAUUCAAAUAUCAAGGAAACUGCCUGAGAUUAUAUAAUUUAUUAAAUUUAUAUUUAUUUAUAUCAGAAUCUUUAAGAAUUUUAAUAUCUAUUAUAAGUCUGUCAUAAGUUCACACAUGUAAGACCAUGUAUUAUACAUAUAUCUAAAAGGAUUUUACAUAUGUACGAACUGCCAAUCGAACAAUUAACAGUUAUAUUUAGUAGAUCAGUAACUAUUAUUGCCUGAAAUAUUCCUGAAUCAAUGCAGAUCAAAGAAAUACAUUUCAGAGCUGUGUUUGAUUAAAAGAGGGACAAGUAAGCACGUAUCUCUAACAGAAAUAUUUCAGACAGUAAUAGUUAGUAGUUCAUUUUAGAUCAUUGUCAAGUUGCAUUGCAACACACAUGGGAGAUGCAAUACUUUUACUUUUAGUAGUUUUGUAAUACUCAUAUUGUAACACGUAUAGGUAGAAUUCACAAUUUUAUACAAGCUUCUAAGAUUAAGAUUAACGAUAGAGUUACGUUGUAUUAAAACUUGUAUAUAGCAUUGUUAUAUAAUAUCUACAAUUUUAAUACGAUAUAAUACUCGUGCUCCGUUGAACCACGUAAUGGAAAAGCUGGCUGCCCAGUGUUAGGCCAGAUUAAACUUUGUACAGUUUACAUUUAUACCGUUAGACAUUUAUAAAAUAAAUGACAUAUACCUAAACUAAAACUCAAUUGAAUAUCAAUUUCAUUCUAUUUAUUUCGUUAUUAAUAUUGACAUAUAAAAAAAGAUUAUCGUACCAGCAAAUAAAGUGUCAGCAGUCCGCCAGCAGAUCGUCAGCAAAUUUGAGCAGCAGUUGCAGCGACAGAUUGCAUCCGUAAGUCCUACAUAUGGUGAUAGUAUAAUAAUAAUGUAUCGAACGCAAUUAUUAGUAAUAGACAAAAUAUCACGUGUCAUCAAUCAUCAAUAGCUGACAACCAAUAUAAAGUAAUGACUAUCUCACCGAGAAAGCAUCACGAAAUAGAAACUUAACAGUGAUGCUUGACGGUAUACUUUAAACAUUUUUCCGUCAAAUAUUCUGUUGUCGUUGCGCUUAGAUCGCUAUCGUGUAGGCGCAAAAGGAGAUCAUGAAUAAGAUCAGUUCUUUCUAAAAAAGAAUGUUUAUUUGCAAAACGAGAUGUAACCGUCGAAACGCGCUAUACGCGCGCACGAGGGGUAAACACCGCUUUCGCGUUGUUCCAUUCGUCUGUCAUUCACGGUAUUACGUAUAUAACAGGUGAAUAAAAUGAAAGAUUUCUUUCAGAAUCGAACGAACGUAUCGUCUCGGAUGAAUUAAGCUUCCAGCAGAGGCAGUCGUUUUUAUUCCGGCGAAGAUCUUCCUGGCGCAUUCCUUCAUCGUGCGAUUGACCGCUACUUCUUUGUCGCUCGCUUUGCGCUACCGAUUCUCUCGCACUUGACCUCGUCGUUAUACAUCGUCACACAUCAUACACUUAGCACGUGCGGAGGGGGGGGGGGGGGU